Molecule: messenger RNA, 2415 nt
Organism: Perognathus longimembris pacificus (Pacific pocket mouse)
Lineage: Eukaryota; Metazoa; Chordata; Mammalia; Rodentia; Heteromyidae
Gene: Ptpa
Product: protein phosphatase 2 phosphatase activator
Exons: 11
Coding region: 407-1318 (303 amino acids)
Biological process (GO): mitotic spindle organization
Cellular component (GO): protein phosphatase type 2A complex; nucleus; cytoplasm
Molecular function (GO): protein tyrosine phosphatase activator activity; peptidyl-prolyl cis-trans isomerase activity
Source: RefSeq, a predicted model, not a curated record
CCCGGCGCCCCUCACCAACAUGGCCGCCACUCGGGCCGACACGGCAUCUUCGCCUGCCGUUGGCGCGCUCGCUCGCUGAGUGCCCCGCACCGGCAUGGCGGUCGUCUUCGCGGGGGUGACUUCAGUUUUCCGCUUCCGUUUGUAGCUCGCGGGGGUUCAUUUCUCGUUUGGAAGCUCCGAGUCCGCAGUGGGCCGGGACGAGGGAGGGCGCGGGGGGGCCCGGUGCCAGGGGAGCGGGGGGGAGGGGCCUCGGGAUCCCGGGGCCGGCUGCUGGCGGGAAGAUGGCUGAGGGCGAGCGGCAGCCGCCGCCAGAUCGUUGUCCAGAUUCUUCAGAGGAGCCUCUUCCAGCCACUCAGAAUUUUAUCAUUCCCAAAAAGGAGAUCCACACAGUUCCUGACAUGGGGAAAUGGAAGCGUUCUCAGGUGUGACUGCCUCUUGCAUUGCUUUGAAUGGCCGUACACUGGCUGCAGUCAGGGCAUAUGCUGACUACAUUGGAUUCAUCCUAACCCUCAACGAAGGUGUGAAGGGGAAGAAGCUGACCUUUGAGUACAGAGUCUCUGAGGCCAUUGAGAAGCUGGUGACUCUUCUCAACACGCUGGACAGGUGGAUUGAUGAGACACCUCCAAUGGACCAGCCUUCCCGAUUUGGGAACAAGGCGUACAGGACUUGGUAUGCCAAACUGGACCAGGAAGCUGAAAACCUGGUGGCCACCGUGGUCCCCACCCAUUUGGCAGCUGCUGUGCCUGAAGUAGCCGUUUACCUGAAGGAGGCGGUGGGCAAUUCCACACGCAUUGACUAUGGCACAGGGCACGAGGCAGCCUUUGCUGCUUUCCUCUGCUGUCUCUGCAAGAUCGGGGUGCUCCGUGUCGAUGACCAAGUGGCUAUUGUCUUCAAGGUGUUCAAUCGGUACCUGGAGGUUAUGCGGAAACUCCAGAAAACGUACCGGAUGGAGCCUGCCGGCAGCCAGGGGGUGUGGGGCCUGGAUGACUUCCAGUUUCUGCCCUUUAUCUGGGGCAGUUCGCAGCUGAUAGACCACCCACACCUGGAGCCCCGGCACUUUGUGGAUGAGAAGGCCGUGACUGAGAACCACAAGGACUACAUGUUUCUGGAAUGCAUCCUGUUUAUCACUGAGAUGAAGACUGGCCCUUUUGCAGAACACUCCAACCAGCUGUGGAACAUCAGCGCGGUCCCUUCCUGGUCCAAAGUGAACCAGGGCCUCAUCCGCAUGUAUAAGGCUGAGUGCCUGGAGAAGUUCCCUGUGAUCCAGCACUUCAAGUUUGGGAGCCUGCUGCCCAUCCAUCCUGUCUCAUCUGGCUAGGAGAGGCUGAGCUGCCAGCGCCACCCAAGCAGGCCUCCCACCCAGCCCGGUGCCCCUCCCGCCCUCCUUCUGUUCUUUCUGUUUGGUGAGAGGCUGUUUACUGGGGUGGGUAGUGAGCGGGGGCUCGUGUGUGGCCAGUUCCCGCCUGCUGCUGGGGUGGGCAGGCAAGAAGAACGGGGGGCUGGUCCUCAGGCCCUGCUGGUGUUCCCAGCCUCCCUGGCCUCCUGUCUAGUCCGCUGACACCAGAGGCUGGGGAGGCAUCAAGUGCUGUUCCACCCUCCUUCCCUCCCCUCCCUUCUGCUCCCAUGAUGCCUUCGUGUGGGUGGGAACAGCUCUCCUCCAGAGCUGGAGGGCUGUUGGGCUGAAGGCCUGCGUGGAGAGGUCUGACUUGUCUCAGCCUUCUCAAGUGGCCCCUGGGCCAUGGCAGCUGCGUCCAGAGCUUCAUCUUGACUUUUCUCUCCUCUGGCCCUGGCUUGGCCAGGUUUCCUGGCUACAGCCACAAUUCCCUCCCCAGGAGUAGCUUUGUUAUGGAAGCUGCCCACUGGGUAGACCCUAGGCUCCUGGCAGAGUCUGUGUGAUUGGUGGAGCCUUUUUUCCAGACCUUUCCCCUGCGGGGAGGAGGCAGCAGGGACUCAGGGAGGGUCUGGGCUGUUGUUUUCUCCGGAGAAGCUAGGUUCUUGCAGGCAGUCUCAGGCUGACACUGCCUCUACCUCCAUGCUGCUGCGAGCUUUCCUGGAGGCCCAGGGCUGCUGCUGUGGUCACCUGGGUGGGUGAGGACAGGUGGGGAGGGUGGGGGGCCUGCAACCCCACCCCUUUCUUCCCUUUAGGGGGUGGGGUAGGUGACGGGCCGGUCCCAGCACUGGUCCUAAGCAUGGGCAAAGGUUUCCAGGCCCGGCCCACCAAGGGUGAGGGUUGCUGGCAGCAGCUCCCCCGUCUUCUGUCUGCUCCUGGGCUGGUGCCUGCAGGCUCCCCGCCCCGUCAUCUGGGCCUGUCCUCGUGGGCCACAGAGCCUUUGGGGAGGAGACGCUGAGAAGCCUGGCCCCAGCUUGACUGGGAGCAGGGUGGUCUGGACAGAGGCUGCGACAGGAAUCAUCAGA